CUACACACUCCAGAGGCACGCGACGCUUCCUGAAACCGGGAGUCACCUCCAUCCUUCCAGCCAGUGGGUGGCUUGACCCUGGUGGCUCAAUGAGUCCAUCAUAAGAUCGCAUCCCCAGAUCAUCUCCACACAAAUGGGUUGUACCCAUUCCGCAUUCCCAAGACAAUGCUCCCAUCUAGAACAGCAUCGGCCUGCGACCACUGUCGCCUCCGCAGACGACGGUGCGACCGUGCCAGACCAAAAUGCUCGUUCUGUGUGUCUCAGGGUGCCGACUGCAUCUAUGGGCAGGCUACCAACCCUCAGCCCUCGCAGUUGGUCCAGGAGCUCAUGAGCAUACGAGAAAGACUCGAAUUCAUCACCCCACUGCUGGGGUCCCGAUCGCAGCCGUCCUCACAGGGUGACAAGACGCCUCCUGUGGUUGCCUUGCAGGAUUGUCCUCCACUCGCCCUGAAAUCGCCUUAUUCCAUGCAGGUCCUCGGCCUGCCGUCAAAUCUAGCAGCUAUUCUCUAUCGCUUGGAGACUAGCACUUCGCGGUUGCCGGUGUCUCCGGCCAACUCGGGCUGGAUCGAGGACCCUGAUCCGGAGCUUGUUCUCCGUUGUUUCCAAGAGUGCAUCCAGCCAUGGUACCCCAUUCUACAAUAUGAUUUCGCACUCGACUUCUCUCCUUACUCUACAGUAUCGUGUCUCUCGCAUCUCGUCGCCGCGAUUUCCAGUCUCGUCGAGGAUCGCCCCCAUGCGUCACAUUACGAGAUCGCCCUCUCCACAAUGGCCAAAGUGUUCCACGAAUGCAGUGUGACCAGUGCCCAGUGUUUGGUUUUGUUCAGUAUAUACCACGCCUGCCUCCUGCAGCCCAGGCAGUCAUUUGAAUAUGCUCAAGUUGCCAGUCUGAAACUGCAGCCGUUCCUAAAAGGUCCGUAUUUUCCCGAGGGGUCGCCGGAGUCGCACCUCGUCUCGAGGUUGGAAUGCACGAUCUACCUAAUAAUGAGUGAGAUAUCGAUGCAUCUGAAUCUUUCCUGCUCGGGAAAAAAGAUACGCAGCCGGUCAGCCACGGCCCCAACAACAAGAGGCAUGGAUACUAGGAAUUACCCCGUGGACUGGGAUACUACCUCAAAUUCGACCAUGUCCAGCAUCUUCCCCCACAGCGAAGCUCAUUCCCCGGAUGCGGCGCUGUCGGAGCCAUCCAGCCUUGGGGUAGAGGUAAAUCUGCAGCAGGCUCUGGACACGUACGCUACUUCCGCAACUGACAUGUCGACGACAUCCAAGGAUGCCUUUUCCUAUGCGGACAAUGCUCCGAUCGUAAACGGUGGCUUGCGGGAUAUGUCCGCGCUGGGUCUUACUCUGCAAUUCCCGGCUCUGGCCGAGAGUAUGCACGGUGCAAUCCAUCGGGUCAAGUACCACAUGUAUGAAGUAACAACCUACUGGCCGGCGCUCUAUCGCAUCAUUUUGAAUGGGUCGGCAGACCCGGAGCUUCUGCCCUACGCGCCUCUCUUCUUCGAGUCGGUAUCCAGCUUCCUAUGCGCAGGUACGGUUGCCCUCGCGUUAUGUCGGCCCAAGGCCUGGUUUCUAUGUGCAAGUAUAUACACAGUAUUGAUUGCCACCCUCGGAGCGUUGGAGGUCCCGACCCUCAGAUUACUCGCGCAGUCGCCGCUUUGGGAGCAGCUCGAGGGAUCGGUGGACGCGUUGCAGGGACCCGGUGAGUUUAGUACAUCGGUGCAGUAUAUGCACCGGUCGAUAAGGGAUCGUUUAGACAUAGUCAGGGGUCAGAAAACUAGUUAG
Aspergillus calidoustus is the source of this 1776-nucleotide messenger RNA. Lineage: Eukaryota; Fungi; Ascomycota; Eurotiomycetes; Eurotiales; Aspergillaceae. The record is from the annotation of a GenBank genome assembly.